CCUUCUGGCUCCUCCCAGGCUCCACCCCCUCCUCCAGUUUGGCGAAUCCAUGGCCGAAUCUCCGCUCAGCUGCAAGGCUCAAGCAGAGGCUCAGGCUCCGCCCACGGCUGUGGUUGCGGCUAGCGCGGAGCCCCGGGGGUUGCGGGGGUUGUUCGGAGGAGGCCCGGGCCUGGGGCUCCCGGGCGCAGGGAGGAGACGAAGCCUUGGCUCUAGAGCCAUGAGCGGAGCGGAGCAGGUGGGCGACCGCCUCUUAGGCCCUCGCCCACAGCCCCAGCCUCAGCCUGGGCGAUCGAUGGGCCCCCGCACCUUCACCAUCGACAGCAUCCUCCGCCCGGAUCUGCGGGGGGCGCCGCGGCCUGGCUACUGCUGGGGACCGCGGGGACCUAGCCCAGCCCACGAGCCUCAGCACUACGAGGACCCUGAGGAGGAGGAGGAAGCGGUGGCCGUGGAGGUCGGGAGGCGCGAUCUCGGCUCGGGAAAGGCAGAGAGCAGGAGCCCUAGCCCGAGCCCGAGCCGGAGCCGAAGCCGCAGCCGCAGCGGGAACCCGAGCAGAAAUAGGAGCAGGAGUACGAGCCGGACUCGCGGCUGGGACCCCGGCCAGGGUAGAGGAGCAAGUGGAAGCCUCCAGGAGGUCUCGGGGCCCCGGGAACUGCCCUGCCCCAGAGGGAGCAGCCCCGACACCACAGAUCGCAGCGAGUGCCGAGCUGGCCCGUCCUCUGGGCCGCAGUCGAGCAAAAAGAAGACGAGGACCAUCUUCUCCAAGAGUCAAGUGUUCCAGUUGGAGGCAACAUUCGACGUGAAACGCUACCUGAGCAGCGCUGAGCGUGCGGGCCUGGCGGCCUCCCUGCAGCUCACCGAGACGCAGGUGAAAAUCUGGUUCCAAAACCGCAGGAACAAACUCAAGAGACAGCUGGCUGCCGAACCCCACGGGCCAGUGGGGACCCAGGCUUCCGAGCAGGCCUCGGAGCUGCCGGCCCUUUAUAAGGACUCGGCCUUCCUCAGUCGCUACUUGCUGCCGCUGUCCCUUCCCCUCCUGUACCCCGGGCACAGCUUCCCCUACCUCUGCCUCCCCCGGCCAGGCAAAUAUUUCAGUCUGCUCGACGGAGACGUAUAAUUGCCUUCUUUUUUCUUCCCUCAUUUGGUCGACUUUCCACCCCCCACAUAUACAUUUUUUCUCCUUUCUUCUUUUUUUUCUCUCAUGCUUUUUACUGUCUCUUUUUCUUCUCCAUCUU
Molecule: messenger RNA, 1232 nt
Organism: Sarcophilus harrisii (Tasmanian devil)
Lineage: Eukaryota; Metazoa; Chordata; Mammalia; Dasyuromorphia; Dasyuridae
Product: homeobox protein HMX2-like
Exons: 2
Coding region: 50-1114 (354 amino acids)
Biological process (GO): regulation of transcription by RNA polymerase II
Cellular component (GO): nucleus
Molecular function (GO): RNA polymerase II transcription regulatory region sequence-specific DNA binding; DNA-binding transcription factor activity, RNA polymerase II-specific
Source: RefSeq, a predicted model, not a curated record